Molecule: messenger RNA, 258 nt
Organism: Ostertagia ostertagi
Lineage: Eukaryota; Metazoa; Nematoda; Chromadorea; Rhabditida; Trichostrongylidae
Source: the annotation of a GenBank genome assembly
AUGUGUCAAGUGUUUUCAGAUCAAGAACUUCGCGAUAUGUUCCGUAGACAUGACAAAGACAUGUCCGGGUUUAUAAGCAAGGACGACGUGCUGUGCAUGCUUCUUGGAGCUGACAAGGAUGAGCAGAAAGACCCUCUCUUCAAGACUCAUUUGAAAUUCCUCAUCAAUGUGAUCAAGCAAGCCGACAAGGAUGGUGACAUGAAAAUUAGUUUUGAAGAGUUCAAGGAGUAUAUCAACAAGGCUGCUUCGUCUGCAUAA